AUGGCCGAAGCAAGUCUCUUCAUCAAACACGAAUCCGACAACCAUCCAUUCAUGAUGUCGCACUCGGGUUACUCGAUGGGUAACCAGUUUGGGAAUCCCAACGAUGCGGUGGACCCUUCCGACUUGACUAUGCAACAGAGUGGCUUCAUGCCUUACUCCUACGGCUCUCAACAGAACAUGUCAUCCAGCUUCAACUUUGGAAACUCGGGAAUUGACACCGACGAGUUGCUAGAUCUCGAGAUCAGUGGACAGAACGGUGUCCAGCGUGAUAAUAACAUGAACUACCUCCAAGACCAGUCCGGCGGCAUGGCUAUGAGUCACCAGAGCCAAAUGUCCCACAUGUAUUCGAACACCCCCGAUGGCGCCCCGAUGGCCAGCCCAUUCACCCAGAACAGUUUCAACUAUGAUCAGUUCCGAAUGAACCAGCAGAACCCACAUCUCCAGAAUGCUAGCUCCUUUGAUCAAAACUACCUUCACACCAAGUCUCGGCCGAGCCUGCAGACAAUGGACCGCACCUCAUCGGAUGCCCGCAGCCCCAUGACCCCCAAGACGCCCGCCUUGGGAUCUCUGACCCUGGGCACUCCCGAGUCGGGCAGCUUCCCCGGCCAACCCAUCCGGACUAGUGGGUUGCAACACCGCCACCAGAAGACCUUGUCGAACCAAUGGGACGGGACACCAGGCAGUGCACAAUCUUACGUGGAAUCGCCGAUUUCCUCCCCGGGCCGCCCGUCGCAACAUGCCGGGAUCUCGGAGAUCAUCAAGUCGGGCAAGCAUGCGUCGUUGCCUGCCAAAGUGGACAACCACCUACCCGGAGUGCCCCAGGAUCUCGAGUCGCAAGAGGCCAAGCGCCGACGCCGCCGUGCCUCUCACAACCUGGUCGAGCGUCGACGCCGCGAUAACAUUAACGAGCGCAUCCAGGACCUGUCGCAUUUAGUGCCGCAGCACCGACUCGAGGAUGACAAGGUUCGGAAGCAGCUUGUCAACAACAGCGCCCUCUCCAUGGCUGGGGCGGCCCCCAAUGCCGCCACGUCCCUGCUGGCUGGCGGGAACGGCCGCCGAGCGACCCCGGGUAACAUCACCAUGGGUCUGCCGAUUGAAGAGAAAGAGAAGGGGCCCAACAAGGGCGACAUUCUCAACGGCGCCGUCAGCUGGAUGCGUGAUCUGAUGUGGGCCCUGCAUGUCAAGUUCCAGCAGGAGGCCGAGCUGGCAGAGUUGAUCGGCAGCCUCGGCGGGGCCUGGCCGUUCGAGCAGACCGAGGAAGAGAAGCGCAUGCGGAGUGAGAUCCUCGACGCCCUGGAGAAGAACGAUCCCAGUUCCUUCAGCUACACCCGCGGGCCUGGGAGCGGGCUGCGCGUGCCCAAGCACACGAAUAUGGCUGGCGACCCGUCUCAGGGUGGCGAGGGCCUGACCCCGCCCAGCAUGAGCCCGCCCUUCCACAAUGGCGCCAACGGCGUGGGUCAGUCGCAGUACUGGAACAGCGCCGGCCAUGCCGCUAUGAGCUUCAAGGAGGAAGACGAGUACGGCAUGGAGAUGAGCUGA
Messenger RNA from Penicillium alfredii, 1539 nucleotides. Its product is annotated as basic helix-loop-helix domain-containing protein. Gene Ontology annotation, biological process: regulation of transcription by RNA polymerase II. NCBI's taxonomy places the organism in Eukaryota, Fungi, Ascomycota, Eurotiomycetes, Eurotiales, Aspergillaceae. The transcript has a single exon. The coding region runs from base 1 to 1539 and encodes 512 amino acids. The record is from RefSeq and is a predicted model, not a curated record. Gene Ontology annotation, molecular function: protein dimerization activity; RNA polymerase II cis-regulatory region sequence-specific DNA binding; DNA-binding transcription factor activity, RNA polymerase II-specific.